Molecule: messenger RNA, 1500 nt
Organism: Anneissia japonica
Lineage: Eukaryota; Metazoa; Echinodermata; Crinoidea; Comatulida; Comatulidae
Exons: 3
Coding region: 1-1500 (499 amino acids)
Source: RefSeq, a predicted model, not a curated record
AUGAAGUCCGGUGUACGAGUGACGACAAUUCCCCAAGAUCUCGGUGAUCCCUCCUCUGCACACCUGAGGGCAGGAUAUGCAAAUACACAGAUGCCGGGGUUAAAGGUCGUUACCGUUGAUCGGUCUCUCGAACAGACGGCGGCCGUCACUACAACAUGGAUGAUACCAAACAUUGAAAAUAGUGUUCUUACAACCUCAUUUUCUGUAGCAUUUUCUGGCUUCGGCAAAGAUGUCAACAACCAAGAUGUUAAUUCUAUGGUCUCUGCAUAUAACACAACCCUAAAUUCAAUUCAAAAUGAAGUUGCACCUGAGAAAAUGAAAGUUGCUACCAUGAGACAAAUGUCUCGAUGGUACAACGAUAAUUGUCGUAUUGAAAAAAGAAAGUGUCGGGUAUUAGAGCGUAAAUGGAUCAAGUCUUGUGAUUCUGUUGAUAAUACAGCUUUCAAGAAACUUGCAUCUCUUGGAAUUGGUGGAUCAGUUCUUACAUGGUUCACAUCUUAUCUUACAUCUAGAAAACAACAGGUUCGCAUUAGAAAUAGCUCUUCAGCGUGCAUUAAUGUAGAGAGUGGUGUCCCUCAGGGGUCAAUUCUUGGCCCCAUUUUAUUUCUUAUUUACGUCUCUCCUUUGAGCAAUAUCAUUAGCAGUCAUGAAGUUCGAUAUCAUGCCUACGCCGAUGACACUCAACUCUAUCUUAGCUUCCAUGUCAACCACUGGUCUGAAGCCAAGAAAACCAUUGAAGCAUGUGUUCGUGAUUCUCAGUCCUGGUUGUCACAAAACAUGCUCUUCUUUAAUCCUUGUAAGACUGAAGUUCUUUAUUUUCAUUCAAAUUACCUUAUAAGACCACCUCCGAUUAAUUGUGUUGUAGUUGGUAACACCAAUGUCCUACCAUCUACCAAAGUCCGUAAUAUAGAAGUUGUUUUUGAUCCUAUAAUGAAGAUGGAAAAACACAUAUACACCGUUUGUAAAUCGGUUUCAUAUCAUCUACGCAACAUCAAGCAUAUUCAAAAGUUCCUAACAAAAAAUGCUCUUCUGAAGUUAGUUCAUGCACUUAUAACAUCACGGCUAGAUUAUUGCAAUGCAAUUCUGUAUGGUCUUCCCGCCUGUCGUUUAAAUAGACUACAGCUAUGCCUUAACACGGCAGCUCGUUUAGUAUCUGGAGUUUCCAGGCGUGAACAUAUUUCACCUGUUCUCCAUCAUCUACACUGGUUACCAAUUGACAAGCGCAUCACAUUCAAGAUUCUGCUCAUGACGUACAAAGCCCUCCACAACAAGACUCCUGAAUACAUUUCUCAACUUCUAACGUCACAUUCUGUAACUUGUAGUAGGUCUUUGAGAUCAACGACCAAUAGAUUCAUACUAUCCGUUCCAGCAUCGCGACUCAAAGCUUACGAUGAUAGGGCCUUUUCUGUCGCUGCACCAAGACUUUGGAACACCCUACCAGCCUCUAUCCGUGAAGCAACUUCCAUUCAUACAUUUAAGAAGAAACUUAAAACUUUUUAA